GGAGGAGUAUGGACUGAGGAUUAGUGUACCAGAGGAUAGUCUAUUAGCAUCAGAGACUGUAGAAGUAUCAGUACUAGCUCUUGUAGGAGGACACUUCAAGUUUCCUGAUAAUACUAGACUAGUCAGUGCAGUGUAUGCAAUAUCAACCAGUCCACUCCUCAAGUCACUGAGGAUAGAAAUGCAACACUGUAUUGAUCUCAGUGAUCCUUCUUUAUCCAAGUAUCUUAAAUUUGCUGUUGCUCCAGUUCACACAGCUAGUCUUCCUUACCAGUUUUUACUAAUUGAAGGAGGGAAGUUUCCAGCAAACCAGAGAUAUGGAUCCAUUGAGCGAAGCAAUUUCUGUCAAUUAGCUAUUGUUGGGAAGGAAGAAGAGGAAAAUGGAGGAGGUAGGAAUGAGGAGAGGAAUGGAGAGGAAGAUGGAGACUCAGGAGAUGAGGGAGGGAAAGGAAAGGGACAGACAACAGGAGGAGAGGGACAAGGAGCUGGAAGAGAAGAAGGAGGAGCAGGAGAAGGAGCAGGAGGAGGAGUAGGAGCUGAGCGUCAGCAGCAAAAAGAAGAAGACAAAAGACAAGUAGAGGGUCGAUUAAGCCAAGAACAGAACAAUCAUGAGAAAAAAGAGCAUGAUGAUGAAGGAAGGGUAGGACAAAAAUUAUUACAGGAGAAAAAAGUUGUACCUACUCAUUCAACUGGUAUUUGUGAAGCUACAAUAUAUUAUGGACAAGUGUUUUAUGAACGAGCAGAUAAAAUGAGAUUUGCAGCUGCUAAAGAUUUGAAUGCUCUAGUUCAGUUUAUUAAAAAAGAAUAUCAUAAACUAGAAAUUAGUGGGCAAGCUUUCAGUUUUCAAUUUGAUUCUCCUUUUGGAUGCCUUGAGCUAGUGUUUGGUCCUCAGGAUGAAUCAAUAACUGGCUGGACUGUUAGUCCAGAAAUUGAACCUUGUCAGAUUAAAGAAAGAGAAAUAAAUAAAUUUGGUUCCGAAAUUAAUAAUACAAUUCCUCCAUCUUGUUUGGUAUCAAUUUAUGCUGACAGCAGUCGUCCUGAUACUGUUCAUGUACUGAAGUAUGCUAUACCAUUGAAAGGAUUACUGGAGCCAAUGAAAAUUAAAAUUAACAGAUCAUUAAAAGAAUUAUUAGCUCAUUCUGUUGGUACUAAGGACAGUCCUAAUCCACAAAAUGAUAUCAAGAAGCACAUUAAUGACCUGAAACGUUUUCUUUCAUUUUCUGAAGCAAUGUUUCGUGACAUAGCUAAUGGUUGCAAGGAGGUACGAAUUAUUAAUGCUUCUCAGUAUGAUGAGUUAUUUGAUGGGAUGAAUAACCA
Amphimedon queenslandica is the source of this 1314-nucleotide messenger RNA. RefSeq lists its product as uncharacterized. The annotation marks the transcript as partial. The record is from RefSeq and is a predicted model, not a curated record. NCBI's taxonomy places the organism in Eukaryota, Metazoa, Porifera, Demospongiae, Haplosclerida, Niphatidae. The transcript is spliced from 6 exons.